AUGAUUUACGAUCUUGUUUUUCUCAAUGGUCGAGUUAUGGAUCCUGAAACCAAUAUCGAUGCCAUUCGAUCGAUUGGUAUUCAGAAUGGAUCAAUUGUGAGCAUCAGCGAAGAAGUUCUUCAUGGACAUGUUGAAGUCGACAUUUCAAAUCUGAUUCUCUGUCCUGGUUUUAUCGAUGUUCAUUCUCACGAACAUUCGGAUGAAUACUAUGCAUUAAAAUGUCAAGAUGGUGUGACAUCUGUAUUUGAACUGGAAGUUGGAACGAAUGAUAUUGAUCAAUGGUAUGCCGAACGAGAAAACAAAACUUUGGUUAAUCAUGGAGUGGCGAUUGGACAUAUUCAAGUACGAAUGAAAGUUUUUCACCAUCCAUCUGGAUUUCUACCGCAGAGUGAUUCGCCAGCGGCAUUGCGAGCAGAUAGAAUCGAUCAGAUAACAAAAGAAAUAGAGUAUGGUCUUCGGCGUGGUGCCAUGGCUAUGGGUUUUGGAAUUCACUAUGUACCAGCAGCAACACGAUGGGAGAUUGUGGAAUGCUUUCGUCUAGCAAAGAAAUAUGAUGUUUGUUGUCAUGUUCAUAUGCGUCAUUUUGGUGCACAAGAGAAAAAUGGUAGCUUAGCUGCUCUACAAGAAAUUCUCGCUCUUGGUGCAUGUACCAAAGCAGCAAUCAAUGUUUGCCAUGUUCAUAGCACGUGCUUAGCGGUAACGAACAAAGCUCUUGAACUUAUUCAUGAUGCCCAUCGGAAUGGAAUGGACAUAACAACGGAAUUCUAUCCUUAUCUAGCUGGUUGUAGUUCGAUAGACUCUGCCUUAUUCAACGAUGACAUAUGGCAAGAACAAUUAGGCAUCGGUUAUGACAGUUUAACCUAUGUUAAUACAAAAGAGCAGUUAGAUAUUAACAGUUUUAAUAAGUAUCGUAAAGAAGGCGGCUUAAUUAUUAUUAAUUCCAUUCCCGAACAAGCAGUGAUCGAUUGUCUUCAAAGUCCAAUCACUUUGAUGGGCAGCGAUGCACUCCGUGGUCAUCCUCGUGCAGCCGGCGCAUGUGCACGUGUACUUGGUCACUAUGUUCGCGAACGUCAACUGAUUACAUUGAUGGAAGCCAUUCGAAAGAUGUCUUUACUUCCAGCGCAGAGAUUAGAAAGUGCUUCGAGUCAAAUGAAAGUUCGAGGACGUAUCUGUGUAGGUGCAAUUGCAGAUCUAUGUAUAUUUGAUCCCAUGAUCGUAAAAGAUUGUGCUACAUACGAAGAACCGAAACUUCCUUCGCAAGGAAUUGUACAUGUACUAGUCAAUGGGACAUUCGUUGUACAUAAUGGAAAGUUAGUAGCUAUGGAUAAGAAUACAAAACUACCAGGCCAAGCCAUUCGUGGUGUGAUUCGCGAUUAA
Messenger RNA from Adineta ricciae, 1377 nucleotides. The record is from the annotation of a GenBank genome assembly. Lineage: Eukaryota; Metazoa; Rotifera; Eurotatoria; Adinetida; Adinetidae.